Messenger RNA from Aureobasidium pullulans EXF-150, 1647 nucleotides. RefSeq names its product amidase. The record is from RefSeq and is a predicted model, not a curated record. The transcript has 3 exons. Bases 1 to 1647 code for a protein of 548 amino acids. NCBI's taxonomy places the organism in Eukaryota, Fungi, Ascomycota, Dothideomycetes, Dothideales, Saccotheciaceae.
AUGCGUUUCUUCAGCUCAUUGUCGGUGGGUGUUGCUCUGGUCGGUGCUGUGACUGGCCUGGUGACCCCAUACACCAACACUUCCACGGGUCUUGGGGACUUUCCUUCACUCAUCAAUGUCACGACUGAAGACCUCGCCACCGGACUUGAGGCUGGUCGUUUCACCAGUGUCGACCUGGUCAAGGCAUACUCUGCCAGAAUCAUGGAAGUCAACAGUACUUUGCAUAUGGUGACUGAGAUCAACCCUGAUGCUCUGGCCAUUGCUGCAGAGCUGGAUGCCAUGCGAGCAAAUGGCACAAUUUUGGGACCGCUCCAUGGACUGCCAAUCCUCAUCAAGAACAACAUCGCUACUGCCGAUCAGAUGAACAACACAGCUGGAUCUUUUGCCCUGCUCGGUGCAAAGGUUCCUAUUGACUCUACAUUGGCUACUAAGCUGAGAAAAGCUGGCGCCAUCAUCCUCGGCAAGACCAACCUUUCGCAAUGGGCCAACUUCCGCUCAAACAACUCUACCAACGGAUGGUCUGCAUAUGGCGGCCAAACAGAGGCUGCUUACUAUCCUCACCAAGAUCCCAGUGGCUCUUCCAGUGGCUCUGGUGUUUCCUCCUCUAUCGGUCUUGCUCUUUCCGCUCUUGGCUCUGAGACCUCUGGAUCCAUCCUUUCUCCCUCAGACGUCAACAACCUUGUUGGUAUAAAGCCUACCGUUGGACUUACCAGCAGAUACCUUGUCAUUCCCAUCUCCGAGCAUCAGGACACUGUCGGACCUAUGGCGAGAUCCGUAAAGGACGCCGCCUAUCUGCUUCAGGCCAUCGCCGGUGUUGACCCUAAUGAUAACUAUACUCUGGCCAUUCCUAACAACGGCAGCAUUCCCGACUAUGUUGCAGCCUGCGACUACUCCGCUCUGGCCGGGAAGCGCAUCGGAGUUGCUUGGAACGUCAUCGACAUCUAUGGCCCCAUCGACGAACCCGUCAUGACCGCCUUUAUGGAGUCCGUUGCCCUGAUCGAACGUGCCGGCGCCACCAUCGUUGACGCCAAUUUCACCGCCUUCCCCGAAUACGUCCAAGACAACAACGAAACCCUCGUUCUCAACGCAGACUUCCUCACUAACCUCGCCACCUACCUCUCGGAGCUCAGCUACAACCCUAACAACGUCACCGACCUCCAGGACGUCAGAGAUUUCACCCACAACUUCACUGCCGAAGACUGGCCCGAUCGCGAUACCGCUGUCUGGGACGACGCACUCGACAAUCAGGGCUGGAACAACACCGACCCUCGUUUCUGGGCUGCUUACCAGGCAAACCUUUACUAUGGCGGUGAAGGCGGUAUCCUCGGCGCCUUGGACCGCGAGAACGUCUCUGCUGUCCUCCUGCCUACUCAACUCUCCCCUGGCAUCCCUGCUCUAGUCGGUAGCCCUGUCAUCACCGUUCCUAUGGGCUUCUACCCUGCCGAUUGGAAUGUCACAUACAACAGAAGAAACACCUUGGUCGAGACCGGGCCCAAGGUCCCGUUCGGUUUAUCCUUCAUGGGCAGGAAGUUUGAUGAAGCUACUUUGGUUGGCCUCGCAUAUGCUUAUGAGCAGAGAACUAUGCACAGAAAUGAUGUGCAACCUUACAUCAUCCCUAACAUCGAAUUGGGAGAUUUCGUCAAAUAG